GUUUGCCAUUAAUAUUUUAAUUUUCAGUGACUGCGGACGUGUGCGUUUUGUCGUGCGGGUGGAACAAGAAAAAUGGCGAAAACAUUCAGUAGUGCGUGCGCGCAAAUCGCAAUUUUAUUAACUAUUUACGGAUCAAUACACUGUGUCAAAUCAAUAUCUCCCGAUGCGUAUCACAGCCUUGGCACACAGCUAACACACAUACAUCCGGAUGAUGUGGUGCUGUUGCCAACGCAUCCGUUGCAUCGACGACGACGUGCAUCGCCUGGCGCUCCGGCGGACUCAGCGCCAGAGGCGACAACAACACAGGGUCUUAAAUAUCAAUAUCAGAGCAUAGGCUCCAAUGUGAGCAUGAGCUCACCUAAAGAUGCCACUGUAACUACAGUGGCUGGCAGUGCAUCUGGCAACACUGGCAGCGUUACUCACAACAUCCACAAUGUGGGCGUUAAUGGCACCGGGCAACGCAAGGAUUUAACCAGCAACGUUGAUGGUGGCAGCAACAGCACCAAUGGAACCACUAGCACCAAUAUGUCAGCUGCUGCUGCUGCUGCUCCAGCUGUUCCAUUCGCUGCUGGUGUACAAUCCAAUCCUCCAAAGAAAACCCUAAUGACGGCCUCACAGCCAUCACAGUACCCGAAAAAAACAAUUGCCACAUCCUCUGGCGUCCAACUGGGAUCAAGCACAACGGAAAGUUCACUAAACGAUGAUAUCGAUGUGCCCGACGAGGUCAUCACCAAAGAGGCUGCAAAUCAGACCCUAACAAGUCGCGAGGAUCACUUCGAUUACUAUAGCAGUCUGCUAUAUGUGAACAAGAAUGAAACAGCCGCAUUGUGGUCUCAAAUGCGUGCGAUACCCGAUAAUAAUAUGCUCUCCUCAUCGCAUCGACGCGCCAUGACCGUUGAGUUGAAAUUCGAUUUUCCCUUUUAUGGACAUUAUUUGAGAAAUGUUACCGUUGCCACUGGCGGUUUCCUUUAUACCGGAGAAUACGUUCAUUCCUGGCUGGCGGCCACACAAUAUAUUGCUCCUCUUAUGGCCAAUUUUGAUACGAGCCUGACAAAUGAUUCUUUCGUCCGAUUGAUGGACAAUGGCACCGCCUUUACUGUCGUCUGGGAGAAUGUGACGCUGCAGGAUAAACCCACAUAUGGAAACUUUACAUUCAGCGCCACAUUGCAUCAGAACGGUGAUAUUAAGUUUGUUUACUAUCACCUGCCCACGUUGAUAAGCAACAUUCAGGACAGUCAGCAUCCGGUUAAGGUUGGACUCUCCGAUGCCUACAUUGUCGAUAAGGCCAGUUUUUUAUCACGCCGGAAGACGAUCUAUGAAUAUCAUCGCGUCACUUUUGGACAGCCGGAAAUAACAAAUUCCACAAUCAUUAUGUUGACGGCGUUGCCCACCUGUUUGGACUACCAUGACUGCCAAUCUUGCAUGAAUCACAAUACCACAUUUGAGUGUGCCUGGUGCCCCACAUUAAAUCGCUGCUCUACAAAUAACGGCAAUGAUCGACGGAAGCAGGAUUGGCAGCAAAGAGGCUGUGAUCGCACCAGCAUCAGCAAGAUCGAGCUUUGCCCGGCGCUGGGCAAGAAGGGCAACAAUGCUGCCCAGGAGAACAGCGGCAAAAGUGGCGCUAAUGGAAGCUCCACCAACGGAGGCGCCUCUAUGGGCGGCAGCUCAACGCCGUCGUCUGCCGCCGCCGGUGGCAGCGGAGGAGCAGCGGUCACAGAGCCAACAGUGAGCAGCACACAGUCGUCGGUGUCUGGUGCGGUGGAGGGGACAGAUGGCCACAAGUUGGAGAAGAGCGAGCAUCUGGAUGCGAUGUCGCCAGAUAAUAAAAAUGUGGGCGUGGCAUUUGGCUUUAUGGUGCCCAUUUGCCUUGUGUUUGCUAUCACGCUGUGGUUAUUCUAUGCGUACCGCAAUCCACACACACGGAGCGGCCAGCUCCUCAUACAGUUCCGUCCAAGCCAAUGGUCAUGGCGGCGUGGAGAGGCACGUUAUACGGCAGCCACGAUACACAUGUAGUAAAGCUGUGUGAUAGUUGUGUGUGUAUCUGUUACUUGGCAUAGCAUCAAGAGCGAGUAACGAGUCCUUAUUGUAAUGGAAUAGCAAAAGUAGCAGAUACAAUGUCACCAAUAACAACAACAACAAUAACCCCUCUUGACAUCCUAAACGGCCUAUAAAACUAAAAUUAAUUGCAUUCAAAUUGUGACUUGAUAUCAAUACACAUCAAAUACAUAUAUAUGUAUAUAGAUAGAUAUAUACAUGUGUAAUGACACUCGGAGUAACUGAUAUUUAUUUUGUAACAGUCUCUGAACAACAACAGUUUUAUAACAUCAUGUGCAAAUGUUCAAUUAUAGUAACAAUUAGAAUCCAGUGUAAGUUUGUGUGUAAUGUAAUCAACAUAACAGCAAAAUAAAGGUUAACAGCUGUUCAUUUUAACAGUUAAACCGUCAACGAUCGCAGCAACAGCUGUUAUAACAGUCAAUAAAUUUUGAUAUCAGUCAGUUUGAAAUGAA
Messenger RNA from Drosophila innubila, 2507 nucleotides. RefSeq names its product plexin domain-containing protein 1. The coding region runs from base 73 to 2013 and encodes 646 amino acids. The transcript has 7 exons. NCBI's taxonomy places the organism in Eukaryota, Metazoa, Arthropoda, Insecta, Diptera, Drosophilidae. The record is from RefSeq and is a predicted model, not a curated record.